GCUCCGGGCGGUCCUGCGUUCCACUCCCCCCGCUCCGGUACCAGGACUUCAUUUCUGGCUUGUGGUGCUUAUGAUGGAGUUAUCCAAGGAGGAGAAACACUGAUCCGGGUGAACCCAGGCGGUCCCAGAAAUGCGAUGGCCGAGGAGCGGGCACUGAGGACUGGACUGAGGCUGAGUUUCAACCCAGGAUUGUGGAUUCUCCUACCUAAGAUUUUGAGUUCAGAGUACAAACAGUAAAAAAUGGCACAAUCUGCAUUAACCUCCCACAACUGGAAGGCAUGACACUUCAAGAACAAACAUGGACUUGUGACACAUGGACAUGUGUACACAGAAAAAGGAAAUCUAUAAUUAUUUAGAAGUAGAAAAGCAUUCUGUACCAAAAUGGGUACAUUCUGCUCAGUUAUCAAGUUUGAAAAUCUCCAAGAAUUAAAGAGACUUUGUCACUGGGGUCCCAUCAUAGCCCUCAGUGUUAUAGCAAUAUGUUCUAUAAUGGCCAUGAUAGACUCUGUAUUGUGGUAUUGGCCCUUACAUACAACUGGAGGAAGUGUGAAUUUCAUCAUGUUGAUAAACUGGACUGUCAUGAUUCUUUAUAAUUACUUCAAUGCCAUGUUUGUUGGUCCUGGCUUCGUCCCUUUGGGGUGGAAACCGGAAAAUUCUCAGGAUAGCAUGUAUCUCCAGUAUUGUAAAGUUUGCCAAGCAUUCAAGGCACCACGAUCACAUCACUGCAGAAAGUGCAACAGAUGCGUGAUGAAGAUGGACCAUCACUGUCCUUGGAUCAACAACUGUUGUGGUUACCAAAAUCAUGCUUCAUUCACACUGUUUCUCCUUUUGGCCCCACUGGGUUGUAUCCAUGCAGCUUUCAUUUUUGUUAUGACUAUGUACACACAGCUUUACAAUCGGCUCUCCUUUGGGUGGAACACCAUAAAGAUUGAUAUGAGUGCAGCAAGGAGAGAUCCUCUCCCAGUUGUUCCUUUUGGUUUAGCUGCAUUUGCCGCCACUUUGUUUGCGUUGGGAUUAGCUUUAGGAACAACCAUAGCUGUUGGAAUGUUGUUUUUUAUCCAGAUGAAAAUAAUUCUCAGAAACAAAACUUCUAUUGAAUCAUGGAUUGAAGAGAAGGCUAAAGAUCGAAUUCAAUAUUACCAGCUAGAUGAAAUCUUUGUUUUUCCCUAUGACUUGGGAAGUAGAUGGAAGAACUUUAAACAGGUUUUUACGUGUUCAGGGGUGCCUGAAGGAGAUGGAUUGGAGUGGCCGAUAAGAGAAGGAUGUCACCAGUAUAGCUUAACGAUAGAACAGUUGAAACAAAAAGCUGACAAGAGAGUCAGAAGUAUUCGCUAUAAGGUAAUAGAAAAUUACAAUGGUGCCUACUGUCCUUUGAAUAGAGGAAUAAAAACUUUCUUCACAAGCCCUUGCACUGAAGAGCCUCGAAUUCAGCUGCAGAAAGGAGAGUUCAUUUUAGCCACAAGAGGGUUAAGAUACUGGCUGUAUGGAGACAAAAUUCUUGAUGAUCCCUUUACAGAAGGUGUUUCAAGAAUAAGAGGCUGGUUUCCCAGAAACUGUGUGGAAAAGUGUCCCUGCGAUGCUGAAACAGAGCCAGCCCCAGAAGGCGAGAAGAAAACCAGAUAGCCACUGCCAGAGUGAAAUUAGUCUUUUUAAGUCCACUUCAUUACUUGAAAAUUGUACCUAUUACUAAAGAAUUAUGCAAUGAACCUACUCCGGUUAAGGUGUUCUUUUCCUCAAAGGUGCCCUAGUGCCAUAAUUUCAUAUUUUUAUUACCAUUUGGAAAUGGAGAAGCCAUUUGGUAUAUGCCUUUGAAUCCUUGCCCCUCUUUACCACCUUUUUCUCCCCCCCCCCAAAAAAAAUAAUAAUAAUUGCCAGGCACCAAUGGCUCACUCCUGUAAUCCUAGCUACUCCAGAGGCUGAGAUCUUAGGAUCAUGGUUCAAAGCCAGCCUGAGCAUAAAGGUCCAUGAUAUUCAUAUCUCCAGUGAAGCACCAAAAAGCCAGAGUGGAACUGUGGCUCAAGUGGUAGAAUGCUAUCUUUGAGCAAAAAAAAGCUUAGGGACAGUUUCCAGGCCCUGAGUUUAAACCCCAGGACUGGCACCAAAAACAAAACAUUUCUUUAUCCAGGCAAAUGACUUGCAUUUUCUUUAGGGUUUUGCUUAUUGCACUGCACACCCUGUACCUCACCUGCAGAUCAAGUCCCCAAGUCCCCCCUUGGCAGGAGCAUCUGCCUGUGAUAAUGUCUGUCUGUCAGUUAUUGUUUCUUACAUAAUACUGUAGAACCUAAUGUAAGAUUCAUAGAAGCUCAGAUUUUGUUACCUGUCUUUUAAUAAUGCAGAUUUUUGUCAAAUCAAAUAAAGAUCAAUGAAUGUUCUAUAUA
Messenger RNA from Dipodomys spectabilis (banner-tailed kangaroo rat), 2378 nucleotides. RefSeq names its product zinc finger DHHC-type palmitoyltransferase 6 (gene Zdhhc6). Gene Ontology annotation, molecular function: protein binding; palmitoyltransferase activity. Bases 382 to 1623 code for a protein of 413 amino acids. Gene Ontology annotation, cellular component: Golgi apparatus. Gene Ontology annotation, biological process: protein palmitoylation. Lineage: Eukaryota; Metazoa; Chordata; Mammalia; Rodentia; Heteromyidae. The record is from RefSeq and is a predicted model, not a curated record. The transcript has 11 exons.